Molecule: messenger RNA, 6775 nt
Organism: Astyanax mexicanus (Mexican tetra)
Lineage: Eukaryota; Metazoa; Chordata; Actinopteri; Characiformes; Acestrorhamphidae
Gene: ldlra
Product: low density lipoprotein receptor a
Exons: 18
Coding region: 207-2825 (872 amino acids)
Molecular function (GO): calcium ion binding; protein binding
Source: RefSeq, a predicted model, not a curated record
AUUUUGCACCGGUGCUGAAGAACAACCCCACAGAACCUGUUUUCUCCUCACAGAAGUCCUGAGUGGAUUAGUUUAAACUGAAGAGGGGAAGUAAAGCAGUCAAAUUAAAGUAAAAGCUGUGUAAAGUGUAAAGUUUAUAGAGUUCCUGUGUAAACAGCCUGUAACCCACCAGGAGCUCCGUGCUGCAGACCCUGAGGGAUAAAGCUAUGGGAAAAACCUUAUAUCUGCUCCUCACUGCCUUUAUAUUCGCUCCAGUUCACACAGAUGCUGCAUCGUGCAGAAUCAGGGAUUUCCAGUGUGGCAAUGGCAAGUGUAUAAUAUUGAGGUGGAUGUGUGAUGGUGCAGAUGACUGUGGUGACGGCACUGAUGAACUCCCUUCUGCCUGCUUGACAAGGACAUGCAGAACCAGCGAGUUCAGCUGUGGAGGACGACUAAACCAGUGCAUCCCCAACAGCUGGAAGUGUGACAGCCAUGCCGACUGUGAGAACGGAGCGGAUGAGGUCGGCUGUGGUACCAAGCACUGUCUGAGUGGCGAAUUCCGCUGUGCCAGUGGGCAGUGCGUUUCACGGGCGUUUGUCUGUGAUGAAGAGGCAGACUGUCAAGAUGGCAGCGAUGAGGCCCAAUGCUUACCUACCACCUGUAGCUCCAGCUCCUUCCACUGCAAUAACUCAGCCUGUAUCCCUCGCCUCUGGGCCUGUGAUGGAGAUACAGAUUGCGGCGAUGGUUCUGAUGAGUGGCCGCAGAACUGCGGGGCUCAGUCUACAGUACCUCCCGAGAGGAGCAGGCACUGCGCUGUUCAGGAGUUCCACUGCGGCAGUGGAGAAUGUAUUCAUAACAGCUGGAGAUGUGAUGGGGACCCUGACUGCCUGGACCGAUCAGAUGAGAAAAACUGCACCGUUUCUACCUGCCAGCCAGACGAGUUUCGGUGUGGUGAUGGAUCGUGUAUUCACGGCAGCCGCCAGUGCAACCAGGUGUAUGACUGUAAGGACAUGUCUGAUGAGCUGGGUUGUGUUAAUGCAUCCCAUUGUGAAGCACCGUCCAGGUUUAAGUGCCACAGCGGUGAAUGUAUUAGCAUGGAGCAGGUUUGCAACAAGCAGCGCGACUGUAGGGACUGGUCGGAUGAGCCGCUGCGCGAGUGUGAUUCUAACGAGUGUAUGUACAACAAUGGCGGCUGCUCUCAUGUCUGUAAUGACCUGAAGAUUGGCUAUGAAUGCUUGUGUCCCAGUGGAUUUCGCUUAGUGGACAAGAAACGCUGUGAAGACAUUGAUGAGUGUGCCAACCCAGACACCUGCAGCCAAAUCUGUAUAAACCAGGUGGGCAGCUACAAGUGUGAGUGUGAGGAGGGCUACCAAAUAGACCCAGCAACCAAAGCCUGCAAAGCUAUUGGAACUAUCGCUUACCUGUUCUUCACCAACCGGCACGAAGUGAGGAAGAUGACGCUGGAUCGUAGCGAAUACACACGGGUCAUCUCUCGCUUGAAGAACGCAGUUGCGUUAGACAUGAACAUUGCCACUAAGGAGAUCUUCUGGUGUGACCUGUCCCUCAAAAAGAUUUACAGAGCCUCCAUGGAUUCAGCAGCAGACUCCUCCCAGCACAACAUUGUGAUCGGUAGUGGUGUGGAUGCGCCUGAGGGGAUCGCUGUGGACUGGAUCCACGGCAAUAUCUACUGGACAGACAGCAUUCGUGGCACAAUCUCCGUAGCGACAGCAGAUGGGAGGAAGCGCAAGACGCUCUUCAAAAAAGACCUGGCCAAGCCAAGAGCUAUUGUGGUCGACCCACUAAAAAACUUUGUUUACUGGACUGACUGGGGGACCCCAGCUAAGAUUGAGAGGGGUGGCCUGAAUGGAGUGGACCGCAGUGCCCUAGUGACCGAUAACAUUGUCUGGCCCAAUGGGAUCACUCUCGAUCUGUUGAACCAGCGCCUGUACUGGGUGGACUCCAAACUGCACACCCUCUCCAGUAUUGAUGUGCAGGGAGGCAGUCGCCGCACCCUCAUUGUAGACCACGGCAGACUGGCCCACCCACUGAGCCUCACGGUUUUUGAGGAGAAAGUGUUCUGGACUGAUGUUAGCAACAAUGCUAUCCUGAGUGCUAAUCGUGUGACAGGAGGAGACAUCACCAAAGUGGCAGAGCAUCUCUCGUCUCCAGAGGAUAUUGUGCUGUUCCACAACCUUAAACAACCUAGAGCUACUAACUGGUGCACAUUUGCCAAUGGUGGAUGCGAGUUCCUGUGCCUGGCUGCCCCACAAGUCAACAGAUUCUCACCCAAGUACACUUGUGCCUGCCCUGACAACAUGAUGCUGGACACGACUAUGAGGAAGUGUGUGCCUGCUGUGCCAACAACAGUGCCAACAACUGCAAUGCCACCUGUGCAGCCUGAAGCUUCUACAACAGUUCACACAGCUACUGUACCAAAACCUUCUGCUACCGAAACCUCAGCUCCACACAUCACCACUCAAAGGCCUGUUGUUCACAUUGAGACCACACCAGCUGGCAAAGACAAUACUCUAACACACACCACUCCAACUGUAGUGUCCACACAGACAGAUGACCACAGUGGUGUCGUUGCAGCCAUUGCCAAGACAACAUCUCCAGCAUCAAUGGCUCUAUAUAUUACAUUACCUAUAGGAGUGUUGUGUCUGCUUGGCAUUGCUGGUGUGCUUUUGUGGAGGGCCUGGAAGCUAAAAAACACCAACAGCAUUCACUUUGAUAACCCAGUCUACCAAAAGACCACAGAGGACAAGGUUCAUAUAUGCAGAAACUUCAACUCUGAUGGCUACUCCUACCCACCUCGGCAGGUUGUCAGUCUUGAUGACGAGAUAUGAACUAACAUCAAAGGAAAGGCUGGCUGCAGAAAGAGAUACUGUGUCAGGUCCAGAAGAGAGCUACAAAUGAUGUCUUUUGUCUUUUGUGCUUGGAUGACUUCGGCGGAUGAAUAUUCAAGUGAACAUUCAAUGGAGAAAAAACACAGAACCACUUUGUUUCACCAGCAAGAGACAACAAGAGUUCCAGGCACAAAGCAGGGUCGUCCAUCCUGGAAGCUUCUAGUAAGCCCAAAGAAAAAACAACCUAACCUCAGACAACAUCAACCUCUCCUAGAGCACUUAUCAUUGUCUUAGGCAAUGUUCACACAGCUGCCAAAAGUGGCCCAAAUCCAAUUAAUUUGUAUGGUAACGUGAACAGCAAAAAAACACACUAAAUCUGGUAUUUUUAUAUAUAUUUGAUAGUUUGAUAAUCUGAUUUGGACAGUCGCAGCAGUCUGACUCUGUUGGGAAAAUAGAUGACAGCAGUGAGGGAGGGGUUCAGUAAAGUAUGGUGAGGUAACAGAUGUUUAAAUAAAACCAAGCAUAUAAAAAAAAGCAAUGCUGAAACCGAAACUUGAUGUGAAGCGUUACCCUUUUUUUUAGACAUCUAAUAUUCAAAUAUCUGAUACUCUGUAGGUCACAUUAAAAAGUUUGUGUGAACAUCAUAAAAUAAACAUCAGAUUUGGUUAGAUUUGGGCCACUUUCACCAGCUGUGUUAACAUCUUAGUCUUAGUCUUUGUUUUGAUCUUUUGUAAUUAAUCUCCUAUUUUUGGGAUUUUUUAAAGAAAAAUGCAAUUACAGGGAUGUUAAAUAGUAUAUGGUGUUUAAAUUCAUAGUAUUGUUAGGUACGGUAUUGUCAGAUAUUGUAAAUAUUUUUCUUUUAUUAUAUUUUUAGGGCUUUUUUUUGUUUUGUUUUUUUACUUUAUAUGAUCAUAUCAGACUCUCAGGACAUACAACAAAAGCCUGAUAUGAAGCUCUACCUAAAAGACCAAUUCUUCACAUCAGAUGUACUUUCAAACUGAGCUUUGCUUAUGUAACCCUACAAGAACCACAGAUGAUCAAUAACACAAAGUCUAUAAAUUGCACCAAAUGAUACAAGGUAGUUCACAAUGUUCCACCUUGAAACACCUGGAAACAAACCAGUGUCAAUAUCAUAGGUUUUAACUGCAGACCACUGAGAUCUAAAUUUAACAGAAAAAUAUUUUAACACCACUCUUAAAACCAAGGAAAAGUUCACAUUCAGAUAAGAUUUAGAUGCUUUUUUUCAAGAGAAAAAUGUUAAUGGCUAUAGAACCACUCUUGCAUCCCAUUAAUGCAUUACCAACAUGCUUAUGGAAUGCAUUACUCCGAAGAACCCUUUUUUGCACCAUAUUUUUUUAAAAUUAGAACAAAAAAAAUAGACACCAAAGUGGCUGUGAUAAUGUGUGCAAAUCAUCAUUGGUCAAAGUUUUUUUUAUAGUUGAUUCUGUGUGUGAUAAUAUGUUCAGUCAUUGUUGAUACUAGUUAAAUCUAGUGUCAAUAUAGUGUUUAAGAGUUCAUUAUAAGAAUGUGAAUAGCUGCUAGUUCAGUUUUGUCAUGGACAAGUGGGAAUAAGAGAGAUAAGGGUUUGAAUGUUACUUGAAAGCUACAAGACAAAAUCGCUGUAUUAGGAUUAUAUUUGGAUUAUAUACACACACAAUAUACAUUUACACCAGUUACACAUCCUAUCUCUCAAACAAUUUACUUCAGGAGAUGAUCUGAGAUCUGUUUGAGCCAGUGUAAACACGUUCAUCUAACCACGACACAUUCAACAGCCGAAAAUCCUCCCGGUGCAACCAAAACACCACUAAUAACAUCCACACAAUGAGCAAAUUAGCAUGUUUGCCAAAAGACCAGUAAUAAUUGAGGUCCAACAAUUAAUUUUUCUUUGUUUCUUUAAUACAGCAAUCAACUUUGACUGCCAAAGACCCUGUUUUCACCUGGUCACUUCAUGUAAAUAGUAUUUGGAUUAAAUUCUGAUAAGAUUUUAAACACAUGCAUCUAGUUAGACGGACUGACAUCUAAUUAAUGUCUGAUUGUAAAAAUCGUCAGUUUGUAUAAAUUUAACCAGUCAGGUUGUAAGUAGCAGUAUACAAGAGUUAUACAAGUGUUUCAGUUUAGUUCUGCAGCACUGAGGCUGUAUCAGUAUUAGCAUUAGCUGCUAAUCGCUAGCUCUUUCACCAUUUAGUAGUGAGUAUUAUCAAACUGUAGCCUGCUGCUAAUCCCGGCUAGCACAGAGGCUGGAGCAGUAUUAGCAUUAGCCGCUAAGCAUGCUAAGCGCUAGCUCUUUAACUGUUCAGAGGUGAGUAUUAUAUAGCUACUACUAAUAUUGCCCUGGCUUACCAGAACACUCAGGGUUCCUCAGUUUAACGCUGUCCGGGGACAUUAGCAAUGUUGCUGCGUAAAAAUCUGGAAAUCUAAGCUUACUGUAAAUAAAUAAAAGCACUUUACUGAGUUUUCAGGAGAGAAAUAUGUGUAGAUUAACAUCCAGCGCUUGUUUGACUUUGAAAGAAAGUUUUUUUUUUUUUUUAUUACAGUUUUGUUUACUUCACCCAGCGGUGAGACCUGCUAAAUUAGAAGGGAAACAUGGCAUAAUACAGUACCAUUUGGGAUGGAGUAUGCAGAUUUGCCCAUUGCACCUCAGUUAUUAUUAGUGUUUUUGUUGUACUUGGAGGGUAUUUUGUUAUCUAAUGCUAUAAUAUGUGGCUCAAAAGCUUCUCAGAUCACUUACUGAAGUUGUUUGUUUGAGUGAGUGGAUUUGUCACUUUUUAAAAUAAGAUUUUGGUGCGUUUACUCUUGAAAGCUGUUUGGACUUAUCCAGAUAUAAUCCUGAUACUCAAGAUGCUCAAGAAGCUGUAUGCAUUAUAUAAAUAUACUUAAAAGCCUUGCUGUUGCUGUAUCCAUUUUACAUGCUCUUUUUCAUUUUGUACUGAUUAUUACUUUAAAGCUCAGCAGUUAAAGUAAGGGUACCUUCUGUCUUUUUCAGAAGUUAUAGCUGUAUCUUUUUUAUACUGUAUAUUUUUUUGUUUUAAUGAAUGACUUUCUGAACAACAUGCUUUACCAAAUCUGCAACAUAUCAUUGCAAACUGCUUGCAAAGACUGUCAUUCAGAUUCCUGCGUGGUUUUAAAUCAUAGCGACUGUCUUUCUGGCCUCAUUUUGGGUCAGUGACAGUGAGAGUGGGAAAGAGAUGUUUGCAUUUACAACUAGGAGCAAAGAUCAAAAAUGAAACGAGCAGAACUGGACGAAGGUUUUUUCGUUUUAUUUAUUUUUUUAAACAACUGAAAAUCUGAAAUCAUGUCAAGCUUUAGAGUGAGCCAUUUGUUAAAAUGUGUUAUUCUUUACAUACAAACAAAAUAUAAUAUAACCACUAUUCUAAUGGUUCAAUAGACAGUGUAUGUCAGAUAACGUGCAUUAACUAUAUCAUUCCCCCAUGUCUGGUUAAAGGUCUGUGUGAGGAUGUGUAAAUAUUUUAUUUGUGUCUGUAAAUAUGACUUCAUGUCUUGGGGUCAUUACCCCCGUUUGUACAUUUGAAGUGCUUUGAUGUAUAUAGAUUUUAUUUAUUUUCGAAUCUACAUGUCCUGAUUAUUUUUGUGAAUUUGUGUUCAUGUUGUUAUUUUUCAACAGUUUUAUAUCUUAUCAUAUCUUAUAGCCACUGCAUGUUUUUAAACUGCUGCUAAUGCAGCAUUACUGGACAGCUCAACACGCUUGCAGGUGAACACUAAACUGCCAGUUUGUUAUAUGAGCUGUGCAGUGAUGUUGCAUUAGUGGCAGUGUGUUGGACCACUACGUGUGAUGCCAUAUGUUCUGGCUGAUGUAGGAGUGCACCUAAUGAUUCUCGUGUAUCUUAUGUAUUGAAGAGGUAUGAACACAUUUUUUAAUGAAAGUAUUCAGGAUAUUUCUUACAGUGUACAUAAUGAUGAUUAAAAAAAUAGAAAUAAAUAUGUACAAAACA